AUGUCCGUCGCGAAUGGCGCGACUGGCGGCGCCGCUAACGAUGCCGGUCUGUUACAGGUUCAAGAGCAGCAGGGCAGUAGCGGAGCUGUGAAACCUUCCGCGACGGCUGCUGCUGGUGGGGCUGAGAACGGCGGAAAGGAUGGUGACGCUGCUUCACCGGGCACUGCGGGUCGAUCGUCGCUUAGCUCUGAAGUGUCCCCCUCGCCAGAUGCGAUCCCGGCCAUCGAUUGGAUGCUCGGGCAGAUGAAACGUUCGCUGGGUCAGCAGAAAAAAGAGACUGGUGCUGCUUCGAGCGUGGUGGCGGAGCACGGGGAUGAAACCCCUGCUGCAGCGGGCAGUGGUUCAGCUGGUAGUGGUUCCGCUUGGCUGCCCGUUCCCCGGUCGCACAGAUCUGCCCCUCCCCCCGAAGUUGUCAACGCAGCCGCGAAGCUUUUGGCGGGAACUGGGACGCUGCUCGACCAGAAUGAAAUUAAGGGCCUUGGGAAUUCCGCGAAGUCUAAAGCAUCCGUAUUAGGGUUCGGUUCAGUAGCAGCGUUUCCGACGAAGGGUGUUGCAUUGAAUUUUGCAUUUGAGGCUGCUAAUGGGGCAGACAAUGGAGUGGAAGCAGCAGGUGGAGAGAUGGCGCGCAUUUCAAGCUGCAACAGGAGGCUGCAUGAUACGCCGUCUCGUCGCCAGUUCACCUGUCAAACGGUCGCAACAGACAUGAGUUACGCGGCCUAUAAAGUUGUCCACCCGCCGACCGGCGUCACAUGCUGUGCGUCUGGGUUCCUUACUCGCUCCGCGGCCGCCGAGCCUCUGCCGAACCUGAUCGUCAGCCGCGGAAAUGUCUUGCAAGUGUUUUCGGUGCGAAGCGACGUGGUGCGCGGGGAGGCGGAGGAGGGGGAGCGGAAAGGGGAAGCGGGGAAAGACGGGGGAAGUCGCAAUGAUGCAGGAAACAGCGUUCUUCCUGGAGCAACGCUGGAUGUUGUCUGCGAGUUCAGGCUGAACGGAGUGGUAGAGAGCAUAGCGGUCGUGCCAGGCGCGGCAGCAGCUGACGCAGCAGGCUGGGUGGGGACUGGGGGAGGUGGAUCUAACUCCACGGGUGGUGGGGGAAAAGGAGCAGGGCGAGGUGCGGCAGGGGGAGAGGGGGGCGGGAGAGGAGGGAGAGGGAGGGGGGGACGGCAAUCGGGAAGGAGAGAAGGAAGAGGUGGUGCAGGGAGCGCAGGGGACCCGAGUGCAGCACAGGGUGCUACUGGUGGUGGCAUUGGCAGUGGAAACAGCAGCGUUUGUGGUAGUGGCAGCGGCAGCGGCAGUGGCGGCAUGGGGUACAGUGGUCGCAAGGAUGCGUUGGUGCUGACGUUUCGAGAGGCCAAAGUGUCCGUGGUGGAGUUUGAUGAUGCGGUGCAGAGGCUCAAAGUCAGCUCCCUGCAUUACCUCGAAGGGCCUGAGUGGACGGCCCGAAAGCGGGGCAGAGAAAACUUUCCGCUCCCGCCCAUCGCGCGCUCCGAUUGGUCGGGCAGGUGCUCUGCUGUGCUGGUGUACCGCUGCCACCUGCACUUUCUCACUCGCAAGCAGCCAGGUCACACCCAGACAGGUCACAACCAUCCAGGCAACACAGAGACAGGUCCAGAUGCUGCCCUCAUCUCUCCCACAACCCAACGUUCUGCUUCCUUCAAGGGAGGCUUGGACCGUUCCUCCUCAUUCCGAGGAGGCUCAGCAGGCGAGGCUCCCAGGUUUGGCGGCUCGUUCACUAUCGACUUGCGCCCCCUUGGGAUCUCCAAUGUGCGGGAUUUUGUCUUCUUGUCCGAGCCUGGAGACCCGAUCGUAGCAGUGUUGUGGGAGGAGGGCAGCGCGUGGGCGGGGAGGCUGGGAGGGUCAUCCCCUGCUGUUCUAGAGGCCCGCUUCUCCUGUGCUGUCACCUUUCUGCGAGUGUCCCUGCACACCCGCUCACACCUCAUACUUGGGACCACCAAGGUGAGCAUAGUAGCAGAGCAGCGUUGUGGGAGGAGGGCAGCGUAUGGGCGGGAGGCUGGGAGGCUCGUCCCCUGCUGUUCUAGGGGCCCGCUUCUCCUGUGCUGUCACCUUUCUGCGAGUGUCCCUGCACACCCGCUCACACCUCAUUCUUGGGACGACCCCCUCACACCAGCGGAUUUUCUCUGCGAUGGUCAUUGCCUCCCUCUCCCCUCCCUCUCCCCCCUCGCUCCGCCCUUCUUGCAGCAUCUUCCUUUCAAUUCUUGCAGUCUGUUCCCCGCCCCCUUCCCCAAAACCUCUUCCCCUCUCCCCUCCCGCUCCCUCCCUCUCCCCUCCCGCUCUCCUCGCUCUCCCCCCCUUCUCCCCCCACACUCCACCGUUCUUGCAGCAUCUCCCCUUGGACGCCUACGCGCUCUUCCCGCCCCCCUUCCCGCUCUGGAGUGGAGCCGGCUCGUCCUCCCUCCCCACUCCCUCCACUUCCGCUCCUUGAGAAUUCUUAAAAACGAGCCUUCCCUCCCUACCCUCCCUGCUCCACCCUACCUGCAGCAUCUUCCAUUUGACUCCUACGCGCUCUCCCCCGCCCCGUUCCCCCCCGGGGGGCUCCUCGUCCUCUCCCCCCACUCCCUCCACUUCUGCUCCUCCUCCUCCACCUUCCACCUGGCUCUCAACGAUUCGUCGCCGCCCGCACUGCCAGAUGGCACCGAGAUCCCCCGUCCACGUCAGCAGCCAGGGCAGGUGCCGCUGUCUGUGGAGCUGGAAGCAGCCCAUGCCACGUGGCAGCCUGUGAUUGGGCCAAGUGGAGGGCCGGUCGGGGUUGGUGGGAGCAGCAGCAGUGCUGUUGCGUUUCUUGCGAGUAAAGGCGGCGCUCUGGUGGUGGUGAAAGUGACUCCUGAGGCCAACGGCUUCCAGUUCCACCCUCUCACCCUUUCCUCCCUCUCACCCUUUCCACCCUCUCACCCUUUCCACCCUCUCACCCUUUCCUCCCUCUCACCCUUUCCUCCCUCUCACCCUUUCCUCCCUCUCACCCUUUCCACCCACUCACCCUUUCCUCCCUCUCACCCUUUCCACCCUCUCACCCUUUCCUCCCUCUCACCCUUUCCACCCUCUCACCCUUUCCUCCCUCUCACCCUUUCCACCCUCUCACCCUUUCCUCCCUCUCACCCUUUCCACCCUCUCACCCUUUCCUCCCUCUCUCCCUUUCCUCCCUCUCACCCUUUCCACCCUCUCACCCUUUCCACCCUCUCACCCUUUCCUCCCUCUCACCCUUUCCUCCCUCUCACCCUUUCCACCCUCUCACCCUUUCCACCCUCUCACCCUUUCCACCCUCUCACCCUUUCCUCCCUCUUACCCUUUCCACCCUCUCACCCUUUCCACCCUCUCACCCUUUCCACCCUCUCACCCUUUCCUCCCUCUCACCCUUUCCACCCUCUCACCCUUUCCUCCCUCUCACCCUUUCCUCCCUCUCACCCUUUCCACCCUCUCACCCUUUCCUCCCUCUCACCCUUUCCUCCCUCUCACCCUUUCCACCCUCUCACCCUUUCCACCCUCUCACCCUUUCCACCCUCUCACCCUUUCCUCCCUCUUACCCUUUCCACCCUCUCACCCUUUCCACCCUCUCACCCUUUCCACCCUCUCACCCUUUCCUCCCUCUCACCCUUUCCACCCUCUCACCCUUUCCUCCCUCUCACCCUUUCCUCCCUCUCACCCUUUCCACCCUCUCACCCUUUCCUCCCUCUCACCCUUUCCUCCCUCUCACCCUUUCCACCCUCUCACCCUUUCCUCCCUCUCACCCUUUCCUCCCUCUCACCCUUUCCACCCUCUCACCCUUUCCACCCUCUCACCCUUUCCACCCUCUCACCCUUUCCUCCCUCUUACCCUUUCCACCCUCUCACCCUUUCCACCCUCUCACCCUUUCCACCCUCUCACCCUUUCCUCCCUCUCACCCUUUCCACCCUCUCACCCUUUCCUCCCUCUCACCCUUUCCACCCUCUCACCCUUUCCUCCCUCUCUCCCUUUCCUCCCUCUCACCCUUUCCUCCCUCUCACCCUUUCCACCCUCUCACCCUUUCCUCCCUCUCACCCUUUCCUCCCUCUCACCCUUUCCACCCUCUCACCCUUUCCACCCUCUCACCCUUUCCACCCUCUCACCCUUUCCUCCCUCUUACCCUUUCCACCCUCUCACCCUUUCCACCCUCUCACCCUUUCCACCCUCUCACCCUUUCCUCCCUCUCACCCUUUCCACCCUCUCACCCUUUCCUCCCUCUCACCCUUUCCACCCUCUCACCCUUUCCUCCCUCUCUCCCUUUCCUCCCUCUCACCCUUUCCUCCCUCUCACCCUUUCCACCCUCUCACCCUUUCCUCCCUCUCACCCUUUCCUCCCUCUCACCCUUUCCACCCUCUCACCCUUUCCACCCUCUCACCCUUUCCACCCUCUCACCCUUUCCUCCCUCUCACCCUUUCCUCCCUCUCACCCUUUCCACCCUCUCACCCUUUCCUCCCUCUCACCCUUUCCUCCCUCUCACCCUUUCCACCCUCUCACCCUUUCCUCCCUCUCACCCUUUCCUCCCUCUCACCCUUUCCACCCUCUCACCCUUUCCAUCCUCUCACCCUUUCCUCCCUCUCACCCUUUCCACCCUCUCACCCUUUCCUCCCUCUCACCCUUUCCUCCCUCUCACCCUUUCCACCCUCUCACCCUUUCCUCCCUCUCUCCCUUUCCUCCCUCUCACCCUUUCCACCCUCUCACCCUUUCCACCCUCUCACCCUUUCCUCCCUCUCACCCUUUCCUCCCUCUCACCCUUUCCACCCUCUCACCCUUUCCACCCUCUCACCCUUUCCACCCUCUCACCCUUUCCUCCCUCUCACCCUUUCCACCCUCUCACCCUUUCCACCCUCUCACCCUUUCCACCCUCUCACCCUUUCCUCCCUCUUACCCUUUCCACCCUCUCACCCUUUCCACCCUCUCACCCUUUCCACCCUCUCACCCUUUCCUCCCUCUCACCCUUUCCACCCUCUCACCCUUUCCUCCCUCUCACCCUUUCCUCCCUCUCACCCUUUCCACCCUCUCACCCUUUCCUCCCUCUCACCCUUUCCUCCCUCUCACCCUUUCCACCCUCUCACCCUUUCCUCCCUCUCACCCUUUCCUCCCUCUCACCCUUUCCACCCUCUCACCCUUUCCACCCUCUCACCCUUUCCACCCUCUCACCCUUUCCUCCCUCUUACCCUUUCCACCCUCUCACCCUUUCCACCCUCUCACCCUUUCCACCCUCUCACCCUUUCCUCCCUCUCACCCUUUCCACCCUCUCACCCUUUCCUCCCUCUCACCCUUUCCACCCUCUCACCCUUUCCUCCCUCUCUCCCUUUCCUCCCUCUCACCCUUUCCUCCCUCUCACCCUUUCCUCCCUCUCACCCUUUCCUCCAUCUCACCAUUUCCUCCCUCUCACCCUUUCCUCCCUCUCACCCUUUCCACCCUCUCACCCUUUCCACCCUCUCACCCUUUCCACCCUCUCACCCUUUCCACCCUCUCACCCUUUCCUCCCUCUCACCCUUUCCACCCUCUCACCCUUUCCACCCUCUCACCCUUUCCUCCCUCUCACCCUUUCCUCCCUCUCACCCUUUCCACCCUCUCACCCUUUCCUCCCUCUCACCCUUUCCUCCCUCUCACCCUUUCCACCCUCUCACCCUUUCCUCCCUCUCACCCUUUCCUCCCUCUCACCCUUUCCACCCUCUCACCCUUUCCACCCUCUCACCCUUUCCACCCUCUCACCCUUUCCUCCCUCUUACCCUUUCCACCCUCUCACCCUUUCCACCCUCUCACCCUUUCCACCCUCUCACCCUUUCCUCCCUCUCACCCUUUCCACCCUCUCACCCUUUCCUCCCUCUCACCCUUUCCACCCUCUCACCCUUUCCUCCCUCUCUCCCUUUCCUCCCUCUCACCCUUUCCUCCCUCUCACCCUUUCCUCCCUCUCACCCUUUCCUCCAUCUCACCAUUUCCUCCCUCUCACCCUUUCCUCCCUCUCACCCUUUCCACCCUCUCACCCUUUCCACCCUCUCACCCUUUCCACCCUCUCACCCUUUCCACCCUCUCACCCUUUCCUCCCUCUUACCCUUUCCACCCUCUCACCUUUUCCACCCUCUCACCCUUUCCACCCUCUCACCCUUUCCUCCCUCUCACCCUUUCCACCCUCUCACCCUUUCCUCCCUCUCACCCUUUCCACCCUCUCACCCUUUCCUCCCUCUCUCCCUUUCCUCCCUCUCACCCUUUCCUCCCUCUCACCCUUUCCUCCCUCUCACCCUUUCCUCCAUCUCACCAUUUCCUCCCUCUCACCCUUUCCUCCCUCUCACCCUUUCCACCCUCUCACCCUUUCCACCCUCUCACCCUUUCCACCCUCUCACCCUUUCCACCCUCUCACCCUUUCCACCCUCUCACCCUUUCCACCCUCUCACCCUUUCCUCCCUCUCACCCUUUCCUCCCUCUCACCCUUUCCACCCUCUCACCCUUUCCUCCCUCUCACCCUUUCCACCCACUCACCCUUUCCUCCCUCUCACCCUUUCCACCCUCUCACCCUUUCCUCCCUCUCACCCUUUCCACCCUCUCACCCUUUCCUCCCUCUCACCCUUUCCACCCUCUCACCCUUUCCUCCCUCUCACCCUUUCCACCCUCUCACCCUUUCCUCCCUCUCUCCCUUUCCUCCCUCUCACCCUUUCCACCCUCUCACCCUUUCCACCCUCUCACCCUUUCCUCCCUCUCACCCUUUCCUCCCUCUCACCCUUUCCACCCUCUCACCCUUUCCACCCUCUCACCCUUUCCACCCUCUCACCCUUUCCUCCCUCUUACCCUUUCCACCCUCUCACCCUUUCCACCCUCUCACCCUUUCCACCCUCUCACCCUUUCCUCCCUCUCACCCUUUCCACCCUCUCACCCUUUCCUCCCUCUCACCCUUUCCUCCCUCUCACCCUUUCCACCCUCUCACCCUUUCCUCCCUCUCACCCUUUCCUCCCUCUCACCCUUUCCACCCUCUCACCCUUUCCACCCUCUCACCCUUUCCACCCUCUCACCCUUUCCUCCCUCUUACCCUUUCCACCCUCUCACCCUUUCCACCCUCUCACCCUUUCCACCCUCUCACCCUUUCCUCCCUCUCACCCUUUCCACCCUCUCACCCUUUCCUCCCUCUCACCCUAUCCUCCCUCUCACCCUUUCCACCCUCUCACCCUUUCCUCCCUCUCACCCUUUCCUCCCUCUCACCCUUUCCACCCUCUCACCCUUUCCUCCCUCUCACCCUUUCCUCCCUCUCACCCUUUCCACCCUCUCACCCUUUCCACCCUCUCACCCUUUCCACCCUCUCACCCUUUCCUCCCUCUUACCCUUUCCACCCUCUCACCCUUUCCACCCUCUCACCCUUUCCACCCUCUCACCCUUUCCUCCCUCUCACCCUUUCCACCCUCUCACCCUUUCCUCCCUCUCACCCUUUCCACCCUCUCACCCUUUCCUCCCUCUCUCCCUUUCCUCCCUCUCACCCUUUCCUCCCUCUCACCCUUUCCACCCUCUCACCCUUUCCUCCCUCUCACCCUUUCCUCCCUCUCACCCUUUCCACCCUCUCACCCUUUCCACCCUCUCACCCUUUCCACCCUCUCACCCUUUCCUCCCUCUUACCCUUUCCACCCUCUCACCCUUUCCACCCUCUCACCCUUUCCACCCUCUCACCCUUUCCUCCCUCUCACCCUUUCCACCCUCUCACCCUUUCCUCCCUCUCACCCUUUCCUCCCUCUCACCCUUUCCACCCUCUCACCCUUUCCAUCCUCUCACCCUUUCCUCCCUCUCACCCUUUCCACCCUCUCACCCUUUCCUCCCUCUCACCCUUUCCUCCCUCUCACCCUUUCCACCCUCUCACCCUUUCCUCCCUCUCUCCCUUUCCUCCCUCUCACCCUUUCCACCCUCUCACCCUUUCCACCCUCUCACCCUUUCCUCCCUCUCACCCUUUCCUCCCUCUCACCCUUUCCACCCUCUCACCCUUUCCACCCUCUCACCCUUUCCACCCUCUCACCCUUUCCUCCCUCUUACCCUUUCCACCCUCUCACCCUUUCCACCCUCUCACCCUUUCCACCCUCUCACCCUUUCCUCCCUCUCACCCUUUCCACCCUCUCACCCUUUCCUCCCUCUCACCCUUUCCUCCCUCUCACCCUUUCCACCCUCUCACCCUUUCCUCCCUCUCACCCUUUCCUCCCUCUCACCCUUUCCACCCUCUCACCCUUUCCACCCUCUCACCCUUUCCACCCUCUCACCCUUUCCUCCCUCUUACCCUUUCCACCCUCUCACCCUUUCCACCCUCUCACCCUUUCCACCCUCUCACCCUUUCCUACCCUCUCACCCUUUCCACCCUCUCACCCUUUCCUCCCUCUCACCCUUUCCUCCCUCUCACCCUUUCCACCCUCUCACCCUUUCCUCCCUCUCACCUUUCCUCCCUCUCACCCUUUCCCCCUAUCACCUUCUCACCCUUUCCACCCUCUCACCCUUUCCUCCCUCUCACCCUUUCCUCCCUCUCACCCUUUCCACCCUCUCACCCUUUCCACCCUCUCACCCUUUCCACCCUCUCACCCUUUCCUCCCUCUUACCCUUUCCACCCUCUCACCCUUUCCACCCUCUCACCCUUUCCACCCUCUCACCCUUUCCUCCCUCUCACCCUUUCCACCCUCUCACCCUUUCCUCCCUCUCACCCUUUCCACCCUCUCACCCUUUCCUCCCUCUCUCCCUUUCCUCCCUCUCACCCUUUCCUCCCUCUCACCCUUUCCACCCUCUCACCCUUUCCUCCCUCUCACCCUUUCCUCCCUCUCACCCUUUCCACCCUCUCACCCUUUCCACCCUCUCACCCUUUCCACCCUCUCACCCUUUCCUCCCUCUUACCCUUUCCACCCUCUCACCCUUUCCACCCUCUCACCCUUUCCACCCUCUCACCCUUUCCUCCCUCUCACCCUUUCCACCUCUCCCCUUCACACCCUCUCACCCUUUCACCCUUCCCUCCCUCUCACCCUUUCCUCCCUCUCACCCUUUCCACCCUCUCACCCUUUCCACCCUCUCACCCUUUCCUCCCUCUCACCCUUUCCACCCUCUCACCCUUUCCUCCCUCUCACCCUUUCCUCCCUCUCACCCUUUCCACCCUCUCACCCUUUCCUCCCUCUCACCCUUUCCUCCCUCUCACCCUUUCCACCCUCUCACCCUUUCCACCCUCUCACCCUUUCCACCCUCUCACCCUUUCCUCCCUCUUACCCUUUCCACCCUCUCACCCUUUCCACCCUCUCACCCUUUCCACCCUCUCACCCUUUCCUCCCUCUCACCCUUUCCACCCUCUCACCCUUUCCUCCCUCUCACCCUUUCCUCCCUCUCACCCUUUCCACCCUCUCACCCUUUCCUCCCUCUCACCCUUUCCUCCCUCUCACCCUUUCCACCCUCUCACCCUUUCCUCCCUCUCACCCUUUCCUCCCUCUCACCCUUUCCACCCUCUCACCCUUUCCACCCUCUCACCCUUUCCACCCUCUCACCCUUUCCUCCCUCUUACCCUUUCCACCCUCUCACCCUUUCCACCCUCUCACCCUUUCCACCCUCUCACCCUUUCCUCCCUCUCACCCUUUCCACCCUCUCACCCUUUCCUCCCUCUCACCCUUUCCACCCUCUCACCCUUUCCUCCCUCUCUCCCUUUCCUCCCUCUCACCCUUUCCUCCCUCUCACCCUUUCCUCCCUCUCACCCUUUCCUCCAUCUCACCAUUUCCUCCCUCUCACCCUUUCCUCCCUCUCACCCUUUCCACCCUCUCACCCUUUCCUCCCUCUCACCCUUUCCACCCUCUCACCCUUUCCACCCUCUCACCCUUUCCUCCCUCUCACCCUUUCCACCCUCUCACCCUUUCCACCCUCUCACCCUUUCCUCCCUCUCCUUCCUCCCUCUCACCCUUUCCUCCCUCUCACCCUUUCCUCCCUCUCACCCUUUCCUCCCUCUCACCCUUUCCUCCCUCUCACCCAUUCCACCCUCUAACCCUUUCCUCCCUCUCACCCUUUCCACCCUCUCACCCUUUCCACCCUCUCACCCUUUCCUCCCUCUCACCCUUUCCACCCUCUCACCCUUUCCACCCUCUCACCCUUUCCUCCCUUUCACCCUUUCCACCCUCUCACCCUUUCCACCCUCUCACCCUUUCCUCCCUCUCACCCUUUCCUCCCUCUCACCCUUUCCACCCUCUCACCCUUUCCACCCUCUCACCCUUUCCACCCUCUCACCGUUUCCUCCCUCUUACCCUUUCCACCCUCUCACCCUUUCCACCCUCUCACCCUUUCCAACCUCUCACCCUUUCCUCCCUCUCACCCUUUCCACCCUCUCACCCUUUCCUCCCUCUCUCCCUUUCCUCCCUCUCACCCUUUCCUCCCUCUCACCCUUUCCACCCUCUCACCCUUUCCUCCCUCUCACCCUUUCCUCCCUCUCACCCUUUCCACCCUCUCACCCUUUCCUCCCUCUCACCCUUUCCUCCCUCUCACCCUUUCCACCCUCUCACCCUUUCCUCCCUCUCACCCUUUCCUCCCUCUCACCCUUUCCACCCUCUCACCCUUUCCACCCUCUCACCCUUUCCACCCUCUCACCCUUUCCUCCCUCUUACCCUUUCCACCCUCUCACCCUUUCCACCCUCUCACCCUUUCCACCCUCUCACCCUUUCCUCCCUCUCACCCUUUCCACCCUCUCACCCUUUCCUCCCUCUCACCCUUUCCACCCUCUCACCCUUUCCUCCCUCUCUCCCUUUCCUCCCUCUCACCCUUUCCUCCCUCUCACCCUUUCCACCCUCUCACCCUUUCCUCCCUCUCACCCUUUCCUCCCUCUCACCCUUUCCACCCUCUCACCCUUUCCACCCUCUCACCCUUUCCACCCUCUCACCCUUUCCUCCCUCUUACCCUUUCCACCCUCUCACCCUUUCCACCCUCUCACCCUUUCCACCCUCUCACCCUUUCCUCCCUCUCACCCUUUCCACCCUCUCACCCUUUCCUCCCUCUCACCCUUUCCUCCCUCUCACCCUUUCCACCCUCUCACCCUUUCCACCCUCUCACCCUUUCCUCCCUCUCACCCUUUCCACCCUCUCACCCUUUCCUCCCUCUCACCCUUUCCUCCCUCUCACCCUUUCCACCCUCUCACCCUUUCCUCCCUCUCACCCUUUCCUCCCUCUCACCCUUUCCACCCUCUCACCCUUUCCACCCUCUCACCCUUUCCACCCUCUCACCCUUUCCUCCCUCUUACCCUUUCCACCCUCUCACCCUUUCCACCCUCUCACCCUUUCCACCCUCUCACCCUUUCCUCCCUCUCACCCUUUCCACCCUCUCACCCUUUCCUCCCUCUCACCCUUUCCUCCCUCUCACCCUUUCCACCCUCUCACCCUUUCCUCCCUUUCACCCUUUCCUCCCUCUCACCCUUUCCACCCUCUCACCCUUUCCUCCCUCUCACCCUUUCCUCCCUCUCACCCUUUCCACCCUCUCACCCUUUCCACCCUCUCACCCUUUCCACCCUCUCACCCUUUCCUCCCUCUUACCCUUUCCACCCUCUCACCCUUUCCACCCUCUCACCCUUUCCACCCUCUCACCCUUUCCUCCCUCUCACCCUUUCCACCCUCUCACCCUUUCCACCCUCUCACCCUUUCCACCCUCUCACCCUUUCCUCCCUCUCUCCCUUUCCUCCCUCUCACCCUUUCCUCCCUCUCACCCUUUCCUCCCUCUCACCCUUUCCUCCAUCUCACCAUUUCCUCCCUCUCACCCUUUCCUCCCUCUCACCCUUUCCACCCUCUCACCCUUUCCUCCCUCUCACCCUUUCCACCCUCUCACCCUUUCCACCCUCUCACCCUUUCCUCCCUCUCACCCUUUCCACCCUCUCACCCUUUCCACCCUCUCACCCUUCCUCCUCUCUCCCUUUCCUCCCUCUCACCCUUUCCUCCCUCUCACCCUUUCCUCCCUCUCACCCUUUCCUCCCUCUCACCCUUUCCUCCCUCUCACCCAUUCCACCCUCUAACCCUUUCCUCCCUCUCACCCUUUCCACCCUCUCACCCUUUCCACCCUCUCACCCUUUCCUCCCUCUCACCCUUUCCACCCUCUCACCCUUUCCACCCUCUCACCCUUUCCUCCCUUUCACCCUUUCCACCCUCUCACCCUUUCCACCCUCUCACCCUUUCCUCCCUCUCACCCUUUCCUCCCUCUCACCCUUUCCACCCUCUCACCCUUUCCACCCUCUCACCCUUUCCACCCUCUCACCGUUUCCUCCCUCUUACCCUUUCCACCCUCUCACCCUUUCCACCCUCUCACCCUUUCCAACCUCUCACCCUUUCCUCCCUCUCACCCUUUCCACCCUCUCACCCUUUCCUCCUCUCUCCCUUCCUCCUCUCACCCUUUCCUUUCCUCCCUCUCACCCUUUCCUCCCUCUCACCCUUUCUCCCUUCCCCUCUCACCUUUCCUCCCUCUCACCCUUUCCACCCUCUCACCCUUUCCUCCCUCUCACCCUUUCCACCCUCUCACCCUUUCCACCCUCUCACCCUUUCCUCCCUCUCACCCUUUCCACCCUCUCACCCUUUCCACCCUCUCACCCUUUCCUCCCUCUCACCCUUUUCCACCCUCUCACCCUUUCCACCCUCUCACCCUUUCCUCCCUCUCACCCUUUCCACCCUCUCACCCUUUCCACCCUCUCACCCUUUCCUCCCUCUUACCCUUUCCACCCUCUCACCCUUUCCACCCUCUCACCCCUUUCCACCUCUCACCCUUUCCUCCCUCUCACCCUUUCCACCCUCUCACCCUUUCCUCCUCUCUCCCCUUUCCUCCCUCUCACCCUUUCCUCCCUCUCACCCUUUCCUCCCUCUCACCCUUUCCCCCUCUCACCCUUUCCUCCCUCUCACCCUUUCCACCCUCUCACCCUUUCCACCCUCUCACCCUUUCCUCCCUCUCACCCUUUCCACCCUCUCACCCUUUCCACCCUCUCACCCUUUCCUCCCUCUCACCCUUUCCACCCUCUCACCCUUUCCACCCUCUCACCCUUUCCUCCCUCUCACCCUUUCCUCCCUCUCACCCUUUCCACCCUCUCACCCUUUCCACCCUCUCACCCUUUCCACCCUCUCACCCUUUCCUCCCUCUCACCCUUUCCACCCUCUCACCCUUUCCUCCCUCUCUCCCUUUCCUCCCUCUCACCCUUUCCUCCCUCUCACCCUUUCCUCCCUCUCACCCUUUCCUCCCUCUCACCCUUUCCUCCCUCUCACCCUUUCCUCCCUCUCACCCUUUCCACCCUCUCACCCUUUCCUCCCUCUCACCCUUUUCUCCCUCUCACCCUUUCCUCCCUCUCACCCUUUCCUCCCUCUCACCCUUUCCUCCCUCUCACCCUUUCCACCCUCUAACCCUUUCCUCCCUCUCACCCUUUCCACCCUCUCACCCUUUCCACCCUCUCACCCUUUCCUCCCUCUCACCCUUUCCACCCUCUCACGCUUUCCACCCUCUCACCCUUUCCUCCCUCUCACCCUUUCCACCCUCUCACCCUUUCCACCCUCUCACCCUUUCCUCCCUCUCACCCUUUCCUCCCUCUCACCCUUUCCACCCUCUCACCCUUUCCACCCUCCCACCCUUUCCACCCUCUCACCCUUUCCUCCCUUUUACCCUUUCCACCCUUUUCCACCCUCUCACCCUUUCCACCCUCUCACCCUUUCCACCCUCUCACCCUUUCCUCCCUCUCACCCUUUCCACCCUCUCACCCUUUCCACCCUCUCACCCUUUCCUCCCUCUCACCCUUUCCACCCUCUCACCCUUUCCACCCUCUCACCCUUUCCUCCCUCUCACCCUUUCCUCCCUCUCACCCUUUCCACCCUCUCACCCUUUCCACCCUCUCACCCUUUCCACCCUCUCACCCUUUCCUCCCUCUCACCCUUUCCACCCUCUCACCCUUUCCUCCCUCUCUCCCUUUCCUCCCUCUCACCCUUUCCUCCCUCUCACCCUUUCCUCCCUCUCACCCUUUCCUCCCUCUCACCCUUUCCUCCCUCUCACCCUUUCCUCCCUCUCACCCUUUCCACCCUCUCACCCUUUCCUCCCUCUCACCCUUUUCUCCCUCUCACCCUUUCCUCCCUCUCACCCUUUCCUCCCUCUCACCCUUUCCUCCCUCUCACCCUUUCCACCCUCUAA
Closterium sp. NIES-65 is the source of this 14115-nucleotide messenger RNA. NCBI's taxonomy places the organism in Eukaryota, Viridiplantae, Streptophyta, Zygnematophyceae, Desmidiales, Closteriaceae. The record is from the annotation of a GenBank genome assembly.